Molecule: messenger RNA, 3615 nt
Organism: Mucor velutinosus
Lineage: Eukaryota; Fungi; Mucoromycota; Mucoromycetes; Mucorales; Mucoraceae
Gene: PEX4
Product: E2 ubiquitin-protein ligase peroxin 4
Exons: 6
Coding region: 1-3615 (1204 amino acids)
Biological process (GO): chromosome organization
Cellular component (GO): chromosome
Molecular function (GO): ATP binding; ATP hydrolysis activity; protein binding
Source: RefSeq, a predicted model, not a curated record
AUGUAUCUGGAGGAGUUACUUAUUGAAGGGUUCAAAUCUUAUGUAUCGAGAACACAAAUUACAGGCUGGGAUCCCGAGUUCAAUGCCAUCACUGGUCUCAAUGGUACUGGUAAAUCCAACAUUCUAGAUGCCAUUUGCUUUGUAUUGGGUAUCACCAACUUGUCUCAGGUGAGAGCCAGUAAUUUGCAAGACUUGAUCUACAAACGUGGUCAAGCAGGAGUAACAAAGGCCUCAGUGACCAUUGUAUUCAACAAUGAAGACAGAGAGCGAAGUCCAGUUGGUUUUGAAGCUUACAAGCAAAUCACAGUGACAAGACAGGUCUUGAUGGGUGGUAGAACUAAGUACAUUGUCAAUGGCCAUAAUGCGCAACAACAAACAGUACAAAACCUCUUUCAAUCAGUGCAGCUCAACAUCAACAAUCCUCAUUUCUUGAUCAUGCAGGGCCGCAUCACCAAAGUACUCAACAUGAAGCCUACUGAAGUGCUGAGCAUGGUAGAGGAAGCUGCAGGCACCAAAAUGUUUGAGGACCGCAAAACCAAAGCUAUUGCUACCAUGGCCAAGAAAGAGCGCAAAGUCGAGGAGAUCAACACACUCUUACUAGAAGACAUCAUUCCCAAACUGGAUCAUCUGCGUGCAGAGAAGCGAGUGUACCUGGAUUUUCAAAAGAACGAGGCUGAAAUGGAGCGAUUGAAUCGAUUGGUAAUCUCAUACGAAUACAAGAAGCACGAGGAGAAGCUCAACAAGUCAGGGGCAGACAAUGAGGCCAGAUUCAACAAGAUCAAUGAACUCAGGGCCCAGGCGCAAGCUAUUGAAGAGGAAAUUAAGCGCAUAGACUGCCAAAAGAAAGCAGUGUCUGAAAAGAUGAAGAAGAACUCGGCCAGUUCUGGAAAAAUAAGAGAUUUAGAGGCCAAAAUCAAGGAAUACACUACACAACUCGUCAGACUCAAGACCAAAAAAGACCUGCUCGAGUCCUCCACUACAGACGAACAGCGAUCCUUGUCCUUGCUGGCCACUCAAAAGGGAGAGUCAACACGCAAUCUGGCGGAAAAGAAGCACGCUUUCGAAAGAAUCAAUCAAGAAUAUGCCGCCUUCAAAAAGGGACAUGAUGAAAAGACAGCCGAGAUGAAGAACACGGAUGAAUUGAUCCAGACAUUGACCACCGGUGUUUCUGCAGAGGAAGGACAUGAAAAUGGCUACAUGGAGCAAUUGCAGCAAUCCAAAAACGCAGCCAACCAAGCAUCUACCACCGAGGAACAGGCAUCACUCAAAAUUCGACAUUUGCAGAACGAGCUGAGAGAAAAGGAGCCUCAGGCUGUCAAGGCGUUAGCUGAAAGCCAGGGCUCAGUUGUAGCAUUAGAGAGAAAGAAGGUGGAAAUCACAGAGAUCCAGAACCAACUGAACGCAUUACACUGGAACCCAGAUAUUGAGAACGACCUUUUGCGCAGAAAGAACGGAACACGAGAUAAACUCAAUGAACUGUACGAUGAAAGGGAAGCACUGACCAGAAACCUGUCCAGUCUCAACUUUCAAUACUCCAAUCCCACGCCUGAUUUUGAUCGAUCUCAAGUCAAGGGUCUUGUAGCAGAGCUCAUCGCCUUGGACGAAAAGCAUUUUGAGGCAUCCACAGCGCUGGAGAUCUGUGCUGGUGGCAAAUUGUACAACGUGGUGGUCGAGAACGAAAAGGUCGGUGCACAGUUGCUGGAUGGUGGCAGAUUAAAGCGUCGCUGGACCUUGAUUCCGCUGAACAAGAUUCAGGGGCAAAUCAUACCCGACCACAAAAUAGAAGCAGCUCAAGACAUUGCGCCUGGAAAAGUGCAUUUGGCAUUGAGCCUGGUGGGUUACGAAAAGGAGGUAUAUCAAGCCAUGGAGUGGAUUUUUGGCAGCACGUUUAUCUGUGAUGAUGCGCAAACAGCCAAGGAUGUGACAUUCAACAAGCAUGUUCGCGUCAAAUCAGUCACCUUAGACGGUGAUGUCUAUGACCCCUUUGGUACGCUGUCUGGUGGCUCCAAACCUAAUUCUGCAGGUAUCUUGGUUAAGGUGCAAGAACUGAACCGUGUAAAUCAAGAGAUUGACCAUCACACCGAGAUACUCAACUCGUUGGAGGAAGAAAUCCGAGCUUCGCAGAGUGCUAUCGCUGAUUACAAGAAGUGCAAACAACGCCUUGAUCUCAAGUCGCAUGAGUUUGCCUUGCUGGAACAACGUAUGAGUAAAAGCACACAUGCUCAGUUGGCUGCGCGAGUAGAGACCUUGAAGGAGCAAAUCACUCAGCAGCAAGAGUUGAUGCACAAGGCUCAGCAGGACAAGGAACGUGCUAUUGAGGAGUGUACCCGCAUUGAGACUGAGAUGGCUGAUUUCAAUAACAACAAGGACACCAAGUUGGAUGAAAUGAAUGUGCGAGUAGAUAAGCUGAAGCAUCAGCUGAAAAAGAGUGGCAUCAAACUCAAUGACAUGCAACGUGCAGUGCAGACGUUCGAGUUGGAGAUUGAGCAGAUGGAAGCCGAUAUUGUCAGCUGCGACGAGGAGAUGCAGAAAGUGCGUGAUGCCAUUGAAGAGUACAAGACCUUCAUUGCUGACAUGACCAAAGAAAUGGCAGAGAUCAACCGAGCCUUGGAAGACGCCAACAUGGCCUUAGAGACUGAAAACAGAAUCUUGAAUGCACACAAUGAAGAAUUCAACGACUUGUGUACAAUUUAUGACCGCAAAGCCGCAGAGCUCGUAGAGCUCAACCUCAAAGUGCAAAAGAUUACGCAUGAAAACGAACGAUUUCAAAAGGAAAAGCAAACUUCUGAACAAACAGUGCGUGAUUUGGAAGCCCAAAAUGAAUGGAUUGCAGAUGAGAAGCAAUUGUUUGGCCAGCCUGGUUCUGCGUAUGAUUUCAAUAACAUCAGCUUAGUGGACGUGCGAAAGCAACUGCAGCAAUUGAGCUCAAACCAUGAAAAGAUGCGCAAACAGAUCAAUGUGCGUGUGAUGAAUAUGAUUGACAACGUUGAAAAGAAGGAAGCCUCAUUAAAGGAAAUGCUGUCGACUGUCCAAAAAGACAAGCAGAAGAUUGAAGACACCAUUGUGACACUUGAAAACUACAAGAUGGAGGCUUUGGAAAAGACAUACCAUAAAGUCAACAAGGAUUUUGCUGAAAUCUUUGGUGAUUUGCUGGACGGGAACACGUGUAAAUUACAAGCACCUGAAGGAAAGCUGAUUUCAGAUGGAUUGGAGGUCAAAGUGUGUUUAGGUGGUGUAUGGAAACAAAGUUUAACAGAGCUGAGUGGUGGUCAAAGAUCUUUGAUCGCUUUAUCAUUGAUUCUGUCCCUGCUUCAAUUCAAACCAGCGCCCAUGUACAUUCUAGAUGAAGUGGAUGCUGCCCUUGAUUUAUCACAUACCCAAAACAUUGGUUCAUUAUUGCGUACAAGAUUCAAAGGGUCUCAAUUCUUGGUGGUUUCACUGAAGGAUGGUAUGUUUAAUAAUGCCAAUGUCUUAUUCAAAACAAGAUUCAAGGACGGCACCUCUGUGGUCGAAAGAACCACACCGUACAGACAGGAAAUGAGUCGUAAGCGUGGACGUAAUGAUAAGGAGAAUAGGCCAGUUGUAGCCUCAUCCUCCACUGCUGCUACCUCUUGA